CUAACGCCUUGUCAUAAAUAUGCCUGCCUGAUAGAGUGGUAAAUGUUCAGUGAAGAUGCAUGUGUGUUGCAGUCUACAUCCAUACCGUGUGAUUCUCGCUGCAUCCAAAGCUCCUACCUACAAUAUACAAACACGCUACAGAUCCAGCGAACUGCUGAGUCAUCGAGCUCCGCGCACUGCCACUCACUCGAACAAGACUUGUGACUGCUCUGAACCCUGACGGUGACGAACGGAUGGCCCUCCCAACUGUGCCCAACUGUAGCCUGUGUUCCGGGUAGAUGGUCACUGCUGAACUCCUUACUCCGACUCCCCAGCCCGCGUGUGUGAGAUCUGGGAUCAGCCUGCUCGCGGGACUUGGAUAUCUCCAAUAUGGCGAGAGGAAGACCCCGUACCGAUACUGGCCGGAGUGCUGUCAGUUUGUUCGUGAAAUAUGUCCUGUUCUUCGUAAACUUUCUGUUCAUCCUGGUUGGUCUCAGUCUGGCCAUCGUGGGUGCCUACGUGCUGUAUCUGAAGGAGAAGAAGGUGCGGACUCCCAUUGACUUCUUCUUCGACCCGUCAUGUCUGAUGUGUCUGGCAGGCUGCAUCGCCUUCCUCCUCGCCUUCUUCGGCUGUGCAGGCUCCCUUAGGGAGAACACCACCUUCCUUAAAAUUUAUUUCUACCUUGUGGGGUUGUUUCUGUUCCUGGAACUGGCCCUCAUCAUCUUCGUCUUCGUCUUCUACUACGUCCCCGACGCCAGGACGACGCUCAAACUCUACCCCGAGGAUGUUCUCAGGGAGGCAAUCGUCAAGUAUAGAGAUGACGACGAUAUGAAGAAUCUCAUUGACGUCAUGCAGCAGACUCUGCUGUGUUGCGGGUUAAGCAACGACGACAAAGGCUACCUGGACUGGAACCUGAACGUCUACUUCAACUGCACCGACAGCAACAAAAGUCCAGAGAGUUGCGCCGUCCCCUUCUCCUGCUGUAACAUCAAAUCGGGCGAUAAAAUCAACAUUUUGUGCGGUGGUGGAGCCCUAAAAGAACAAGAUGCAUCGGCACAGCUGACGUCCCGGAUAUACACGCAGGGAUGUUUGAAGGGGGUCCAGACAUUCCUGGAUGGAUCGGCGCUCAUCAUAGGGGGAGUUUGUAUAGGAAUUCUGUUACCUCAGGCGCUGUUCGUGUGUCUCGCGCGGAUGCUGAAAGAUCAAAUCUUGGAACAAAGAUCGAAAUGGGCAAGGUCAUGAGGAGAACUGAUCUUGCAAUAAUUCCGGAUGAUUCUUCUUGUGGUGUCGUCAAAGACAGAAUUAUUGAAUAUGCAAAAUCAUUAUGAUUGCAAUACGACUUGCAGCUCAAGUGAACGUUGACUUUCAUACCAUAUUCGGAGUUGUGAUAAUAUAUUUUAGGGAUUUUCCCACCGUAUUUCUUGUGCAAAGUAUUUUCACGAAUCUUUAUUGCUGCCGUUUGAGAUCUCUAAAUGUAAAUGUUUGUACAUAAAAUAAUUUCUAUAAGUGAA
This is a messenger RNA of Haliotis rufescens (red abalone), 1490 nucleotides long. Its product is annotated as tetraspanin-5-like. NCBI's taxonomy places the organism in Eukaryota, Metazoa, Mollusca, Gastropoda, Lepetellida, Haliotidae. The record is from RefSeq and is a predicted model, not a curated record. Gene Ontology annotation, cellular component: membrane. The coding region runs from base 370 to 1221 and encodes 283 amino acids. The transcript has 7 exons.